UUUGUCAGGCAAGCUGUUCAUUUCGAUUUGUGUGUGAAGCAGCCUGCUGCGUUAUGUCGAAGCCGACGGUCGUGCUCGCCUACAGCGGGGGCCUGGACACCUCGUGCAUUCUCGCUUGGCUCAUCGAACAAGGAUACGAUGUGGUCGCCUUCAUGGCAAACCUUGGACAAGACGAAGACUUUGAUGCAGCUCAGACGAAGGCGAAACGCAUCGGAGCCAAGAAGGUAUUGGUGGAGGACCUGCGGCGGGAGUUCGUGGAACAGUUUGUGUUUCCCGCCCUGGCCGCGGGCGCUGUGUACGAGGAGCGCUAUCUACUAGGCACGGCGCUAGCCAGGCCCUGCAUCGGCAGGGCGCUGGCUGAGGCGGCUGCAAGGGAAGGCGCUACCUUCGUGUCGCACGGCGCCACGGGCAAGGGCAACGACCAGAUACGCUUCGAGCUCGCCUGCAGCGCGCUACUACCCAGUGUGCAGACUAUUGCCCCAUGGAGGAUGCCAGAGUUCUACAAUAAAUUCCAAGGACGCCAGGAUCUCUUUCAAUAUGCCAAGGAGCACGGCAUUGAGGUUCCGGUGACGCCGAAGGCACCCUGGAGCAUGGACGCCAACCUCAUGCACGUAAGUUAUGAGUCUGGUAUACUGGAGAACCCUGAAUCACCUGCCCCCGAAGACCUUUACACAAUGACCUGCGAUCCAAGGAAAGCGCCCGAGGAACCUGAGACACUCGAAAUAGAAUUUACUAAUGGUAAACCUGUUAAGGUCACCAACAUCUCCAACGGAACUCAGAAGACAGACUCCCUCGAGUUGUUCCUGUACUUGAAUGAAAUAGGGGGCCGGCAUGGCGUGGGACGUAUUGACAUUGUCGAGAACCGGGUAAUUGGAAUGAAAUCUCGAGGCGUAUACGAGACGCCUGCCGGAACAGUCCUGCGAGCGGCUCAUCUGGACCUCGAAAUCUUCACCAUGGAUAAGGAAGUGCGGAGAAUAAAGCAGGCUCUGUCGCUGGAAUUCUCCCGUCAGGUGUACGGAGGAUUGUGGUACAGCCCCGAAGCGGAGUUCACGAGGAAGUGCAUAGAAUCGUCGCAGAGCUGCGUGACUGGCACGGUGUGCCUGGACCUCUACAAGGGACAGGUCUACAUCAAGGGCCGCCGGGCGCCGAAUUCGCUCUACAAUCAGGAGUUGGUUAGCAUGGAUGUCCAAGGAGAUUAUACCCCAUCCGACGCUGGUGGAUUCAUCAAGAUCCAAGCAUUGAGGCUACGAGAAUGGCAUCGUGUGAAGAAUGCGCACUAAAGACUAACAGUUGUCGACUACACGUUCAUCCACAAUGACGACUUUGAAUUGAAAGCCCGCUGAAACGGCUGAGUCUACCCCAAAAUGACUUGGGAAACUGUUAGCUAUUAGAAAGAAAAAAAAAAUACAAUGAAAGUACUUAAGGAGGACUGCGAA
Messenger RNA from Rhipicephalus sanguineus (brown dog tick), 1436 nucleotides. It is a transcript of the gene Ass, whose product is annotated as argininosuccinate synthase. The transcript has 13 exons. Gene Ontology annotation, molecular function: argininosuccinate synthase activity; ATP binding. Bases 54 to 1280 code for a protein of 408 amino acids. The record is from RefSeq and is a predicted model, not a curated record. Gene Ontology annotation, cellular component: cytoplasm. Gene Ontology annotation, biological process: urea cycle; L-arginine biosynthetic process. NCBI's taxonomy places the organism in Eukaryota, Metazoa, Arthropoda, Arachnida, Ixodida, Ixodidae.